This is a messenger RNA of Molossus molossus (Pallas's mastiff bat), 4295 nucleotides long. It is a transcript of the gene KIF5C, whose product is annotated as kinesin family member 5C. Gene Ontology annotation, molecular function: microtubule motor activity; ATP binding; microtubule binding. Bases 15 to 2897 code for a protein of 960 amino acids. Lineage: Eukaryota; Metazoa; Chordata; Mammalia; Chiroptera; Molossidae. The record is from RefSeq and is a predicted model, not a curated record. Gene Ontology annotation, biological process: microtubule-based movement. The transcript is spliced from 26 exons.
UGCCGCCGGCCGAGAUGGCGGAUCCAGCUGAAUGCAGCAUCAAAGUGAUGUGCCGGUUCCGGCCUCUCAACGAAGCGGAGAUCCUCCGCGGGGACAAAUUUAUCCCCAAAUUUAAAGGCGAUGAGACCGUGGUCAUCGGGCAAGGGAAGCCAUAUGUCUUCGACAGAGUGCUGCCUCCCAGCACGACCCAGGAGCAGGUUUACAGUGCGUGUGCAAAGCAGAUCGUCAAAGACGUCCUCGAAGGUUAUAAUGGGACGAUUUUUGCGUAUGGACAGACAUCAUCAGGAAAGACGCACACCAUGGAGGGGAAGCUGCAUGACCCUCAACUCAUGGGGAUCAUCCCCAGGAUCGCACACGACAUCUUCGACCACAUCUAUUCCAUGGAUGAAAACCUAGAAUUUCACAUCAAGGUUUCCUAUUUUGAAAUCUACUUGGACAAAAUCAGGGAUUUACUCGAUGUGUCCAAGACAAACUUGGCUGUUCAUGAAGAUAAAAACAGAGUCCCGUAUGUAAAGGGGUGCACCGAGCGGUUUGUGUCCAGCCCUGAGGAAGUCAUGGAUGUGAUAGAUGAAGGCAAAGCAAACCGACACGUGGCUGUAACAAACAUGAAUGAACACAGCUCUAGAAGUCACAGUAUCUUCCUGAUUAAUAUUAAACAAGAGAAUGUAGAGACUGAAAAAAAACUCAGUGGGAAGCUUUAUCUAGUGGAUUUGGCUGGGAGCGAAAAGGUCAGCAAAACUGGGGCCGAGGGAGCUGUUCUCGACGAAGCUAAAAAUAUCAAUAAGUCUUUGUCUGCUCUUGGAAACGUGAUCUCUGCCUUGGCAGAAGGGACAAAAACACACGUGCCGUAUCGGGACAGCAAGAUGACUCGGAUUCUUCAGGACUCUCUGGGUGGGAACUGCAGAACUACUAUUGUUAUUUGCUGUUCUCCUUCUGUCUUCAAUGAAGCUGAGACCAAAUCAACGCUGAUGUUUGGACAAAGGGCCAAGACCAUCAAGAACACCGUCUCCGUGAACCUGGAACUGACAGCGGAAGAAUGGAAGAAGAAAUAUGAAAAAGAGAAAGAGAAAAACAAGACUCUGAAGAAUGUUAUCCAGCACCUGGAGAUGGAGCUCCACAGGUGGAGAAACGGAGAAGCUGUGCCUGAGGAUGAGCAGAUCAGUGCUAAGGACCAGAAGACCCUGGAGCCCUGUGAUAACACCCCCAUCAUCGACAAUAUCGCGCCCGUGGUUGACGCGGUCGCCGGCAUCUCUGCGGAGGAGAAGGAGAAGUACGACCAGGAGCUCUCCAGCCUCUACAGACAGCUGGAUGAUAAGGAUGAUGAAAUUAACCAGCAGAGCCAGCUGGCUGAAAAGCUAAAGCAACAGAUGUUGGAUCAGGAUGAGCUUUUAGCUUCCACCAGAAGAGACUAUGAGAAGAUCCAAGAGGAGUUGACACGGCUCCAGAUUGAAAACGAGGCAGCCAAAGACGAGGUGAAAGAAGUUCUCCAGGCCCUGGAGGAGCUGGCUGUCAAUUAUGACCAGAAGUCGCAGGAAGUGGAGGACAAGACCAGGGCCAAUGAGCAGCUGACAGAUGAGCUGGCCCAGAAAACGACUACAUUGACAACCACACAGAGAGAGCUGAGCCAGCUUCAAGAACUUAGCAACCACCAGAAAAAGAGAGCUACCGAGAUCCUGAAUUUGCUGCUGAAGGACCUGGGGGAGAUAGGCGGAAUCAUCGGCACCAAUGACGUGAAGACUUUGGCAGAUGUGAACGGUGUCAUCGAGGAGGAGUUCACCAUGGCCCGUCUGUGCAUCAGCAAGAUGAAGUCGGAGGUCAAGUCCCUGGUGAACCGCAGCAAGCAGCUGGAGAGCGCCCAGAUAGACUCCAACAGGAAGAUGAAUGCCAGCGAGCGGGAGCUGGCCGCCUGCCAGCUGCUCAUAUCCCAGCAUGAAGCCAAGAUCAAGUCCCUAACAGACUACAUGCAGAACAUGGAACAGAAGAGGAGGCAGCUGGAGGAGUCCCAAGACUCGCUCACAGAAGAGCUGGCCAAGCUCCGGGCCCAAGAAAAAAUGCACGAAGUCAGCUUCCAGGAUAAGGAAAAGGAGCACCUGACGCGGCUGCAGGAUGCCGAGGAGAUGAAGAAGGCGCUGGAGCAGCAGAUGGAGAGCCACCGGGAGGCGCACCAGAAGCAGCUGUCCAGACUUCGCGAUGAAAUCGAGGAGAAGCAGAAAAUCAUCGAUGAGAUUCGGGAUUUGAACCAGAAGCUGCAGCUGGAACAGGAGAAGCUGAGCUCUGAUUACGACAAGCUGAAGCUCGAGGACCAGGAGAGAGAGAUGAAGUUGGAGAAGCUCCUAUUGCUCAAUGACAAAAGGGAGCAAGCCAGGGAGGACCUCAAAGGGCUGGAAGAGACCGUGUCUCGGGAACUGCAGACCCUGCACAACCUCCGCAAACUCUUCGUCCAGGAUCUGACCGCCCGGGUUAAGAAGAGCGUGGAGCUGGACAGCGACGAUGGCGGGGGCAGCGCUGCCCAGAAGCAGAAAAUCUCCUUCCUGGAGAACAACCUGGAGCAGCUCACGAAGGUUCACAAACAGCUGGUCCGGGACAACGCAGACCUGCGCUGUGAGCUGCCCAAGCUGGAGAAGCGGCUGCGCGCCACGGCGGAGCGCGUCAAGGCCCUGGAGAGCGCCCUGAAGGAGGCCAAGGAGAACGCCAUGCGGGACCGCAAGCGCUACCAGCAGGAGGUGGAUCGCAUCAAGGAGGCCGUGCGGGCCAAGAACAUGGCCCGGAGGGCCCACUCCGCCCAGAUUGCCAAGCCCAUCCGCCCUGGACACUACCCAGCAUCAUCUCCAACAGCCGUUCACGCCAUCCGAGGGGGAGGAGGUGGCUCAUCGAACUCCGCUCAUUACCAGAAAUAAAUAAGAAAUAUGACUCUCCACGUAGCAUGUCAAGGACUAAAUUAAUCACCAGUUCCUUCUGUCCCUCCCACCCAAUUUUCUUUUCCACCUGCUAACCCAGCAUCUGCAGUACACAGUGUCAGGUGUGUGAGCUGUAGGAUUUCUGUGUGUACAGAUGUGUGCCUGGACUUCUCUCUUCCUGAGAAAUCCGAAGGGGAUGAUUACAGAAGGUCCACUCACUCCUGGAGCCACUGCUGCGGACUCUCCUCCGGGCCUGGGGUGCCCCUGGGCGGCCCCUGUGCUCUCCCGACAAACACCCUACGCUCCAUUCCCAGGGGAGCAGCCAAGCGCCGCAGACGCAGGUGACCACGCUCUGCCCCAACUCUCUAUAGUUUCCUGUAAAAUGAACACUUUAUAUUUUUAGGGAACAAAAAAUGUGCUGCUAUAGGCUUCAAAAUUUUCAUUCUGAACACUUUUCCAAAACAAAUUACUCCAAGGAAGCAUUUUGAACACCCUGGUCACAUCUUUGGAUCUGUGAAGUACACCUUUUAGUAUGGCGCCCGCUAAAACACAAAGCAAAUUUCUUCAAGGCAGAAAAGCAGUCGGACAGUAGCCAUGUAGAAUCUGUUCAUUCACACACAUCUAUGUGAAUGUGAAAAGUCAAAGUUCACCUCUGAGCUCUCUGCUAUUGAACCUGCAGGGACUAGUCUCAGCCAGCCCGGUGUGAACACCACUCCGUCAGAAGUGUUGAAAAUGCCCAAAGUUGCUGGAAGUGGGGUUGCCCCCCUCCCCCUGACCCUACUGGAGCUGGUGUUAGGGUGGCCUCUUUCUAUAGGGAACCAUCUUAAGCCUUGAGAGGGGUGUUGCUGCCGAAAUCCAGGAUCAUUCCAGCAGUUGGAAGAGGAAGUCCUGGGGACAAAGUAAUUGACAAAUUUUUGUGCCUAUGAAUAAGUUGCUGUGAAUAAGUUGUUAUUUUAAUUCAUCAUUCUGACUGAGUUCUCUCUUUGACAUCAAAUAGAUAGGUUUCAUCUUCUUAGGCAGAAUUAGAAGAAAUCAGGAUGGAUGGAUUUUAUAUAUAUAUGUAUAUAUUUAGCUGUUGCCGUAUUUAAAUACAUGGAUCUGAAGCUGAACCAAUUCUUCCUGCUGUGCAUAUUGAAAUGAUGGAUUUCCAAGUAGUCAGGUUUUCAGGGAAACUGACAAGGCUUCAGUUAAGUUGGUCUUCUGUGCUGCUACUGUUUUGACAAAUUUGAGAGUAAGUCGACACCCAAACCAAACUCGACACAAGCACCCGUCCUCCUGUGAUGUGCCUGCCCAAGCUGAGCGAGCUGACACUGUCCCUGCUGCUGUCACUCCUGGAGUGAGGUGGACGUGGGGACGACAUUGGGCUUCUGGUGGCUGUGUGGAUGGAAGAUAGUUCAA